Phlebotomus papatasi is the source of this 1163-nucleotide messenger RNA. RefSeq lists its product as uncharacterized. The transcript is spliced from 2 exons. The record is from RefSeq and is a predicted model, not a curated record. The coding region runs from base 103 to 909 and encodes 268 amino acids. NCBI's taxonomy places the organism in Eukaryota, Metazoa, Arthropoda, Insecta, Diptera, Psychodidae.
AAAUUGGACCGUUCAUGCCGAGGUUCAUGCCGAUCAGUGAAAUCAAAAGCUGAAACAUAAUUUUUUUUGUCCGAAAAAAAAACAAGAUUCCAAGUGGCUGCGAUGCCAAGGAAAAACCCAGUUUAUAUCCUCGAAGACAUAUGCUUAAGACAUAAGCUUCCUGAUCCCAAAUACGAAGAUAUUACCAACGAAUUCGACGAAUACUACGAAUAUUCUGUUGAGGCAUUUGGAAGCGUAUCAACUGGAAAGGGUGAAUCUCGUAAGGUUGCGAAACAAAAGGCUGCGGAAAAUCUGCUAAAACUGGCAAAGUCAGACUUUCUGCCAGAGGAUAUGAAUUCAAAUAAGCUACAACAGGAAGGAAUGAUCGGAAUGAUCAAUUAUGUUGGGGCUGUGUAUGAAGAAUGCAUGAAGUCUAAGCUCCAGCUACCAGUCUUUGAUAUCAUUACGCUUCCGUCAAAACCAAACAGGGUUAAAUUUAAAUGUACCUGCACAGUUGGGAAUGUCAAAGAGGAAGCAGAGGGUUAUUCAAAAAAGGAAGCCAAGCAAGCUGCUGCAUACGCAAUGAUGAAUCGUUUAUCUUUCAAGCACCAGAGUGCCAUCAAGCAUCUUGACCCUCUUGGCCCAGGAUCCACCAGCGAAAUCUUUCUGAAUAUUAACCCGGAGCAGUACGAUUCAGCCAAACGUCUCCUGAAGAAUGCUCCGUCCACAUGCGACCAUCGACGUUGCCUGGAAGAUGUCCUGCAAACUUUGGGGCUCUCAUACAACUUUUAUCAACAUGCAGAAGAUGUCGGCGGAAAGAAGGUGUUUGAAUUGAAAUACAGUGCAAUUUAUGUUCAGAUAAAUGAGGACAGUACCAGCAUGUACAUUGAAGCCCUGAACUUCCUGCGCGAAUUGCUUCAAUUAAACUAAAUUCUUUUCAUUCCCCAAAAGAUCAAAUGUCGUCUAAGAUACCAAUACUCGUAUCGUAAUUUGCUUGAAUUUCUCGUUUCAUUCUCGUUUUAUCAUCAUACAUUUAACUAUAUUAUAAAUGAAAAGAACUUUUCAUUACGAAUUUGAAUUAAAAUAAGCAUUUUUCAAAAUUAGUUUUACGGAUCGCCUUGGAUUUUUUUUUAAAUGUCUUAAUGUACUUUAAAAUGAAGUUGAAAUAAAUGUUACGAGCAAUA